Molecule: messenger RNA, 2889 nt
Organism: Parnassius mnemosyne (clouded apollo)
Lineage: Eukaryota; Metazoa; Arthropoda; Insecta; Lepidoptera; Papilionidae
Source: the annotation of a GenBank genome assembly
AGUCGAUAGUGCUCGCCCGGCGCGAAACCAUCGCGUUCCUGAUUCAAAUUUUUAAAAUUUGAACUUUCGAAUGGCCCUUUGGAUGCGUUCGUAAACUCGCGCUUUUGACAUAAAACAUAGACUAAGGACUUAAAAAACUUCUGUGCUGUGUUGCCAGUGAAUUUUUUUACCGUGAUUUUAUAUGAUUUUGUGUUAAAUAGUAAAGUUUGUGACAAGUUGCGGUUAAAGUUCACUACACGCGUUCACCUCUGGCUGUACUUGUAGAGUUUAUAUGUUAUAAGGAUUUAUUUAAACGUGCUGAAUUCAUUAAUAAGUGUUUUGUGAAUAUAUUGACAAUUAUUAAAAAAAUACUUCUUUGAAAGAAACCACGUUGACAUAAAUUAUAUGGAUUUGAAACAAGGACAAACAACGUUAGUUAUGUGACGUACAUAAUGAGGUACCGCGUCGAUUUGACGCACUCUCAAUGGACUUUGGAGAACUAGUGGUGUGCAACUACAGAAUAUCGAUAGUCGAUUGUGAAUACAAGAUAAAUACGAAUGAACACCCUGAUGCUGACGACUAGUGGUGCGGUGGAAGAUCAGCCGUGUGUGGAUAGUAACAUGUCUUUUUCGUCUUACAAUAUGAUGGACUCGGGGGGUGCCGGUAUCGCAGAAUCUCCACCAACUUACCAUCGCACCUACGAGCAAUACGUCCAAGGAGCUGUCGAGAACAGUACUGACUCAGCUCAAGACCAAACCAGUCCAGAACUGGUGGUCUGGUCCACACUACCGUACGGCUUGGACUAUAGGACUCAAUAUGAAUAUAGAAGUCCUUAUGACACUACCAGAGACUAUACCACACAGCAAUAUGCAAGAGCCCCCUUUACAACAAAAAUGGGGCAAGCAAAAGCUCUGAAAGAGGCCAGAAUAAGGAGGCCUAUGAACGCCUUCAUGGUUUGGGCGAAGGUGGAACGGAAAAAAUUAGCUGAUGAGAAUCCAGACCUACACAACGCCGACCUGAGUAAAAUGCUAGGUAAAAAAUGGCGUUCGUUGACCCCGCAAGACAGACGACCGUACGUCGAGGAAGCCGAACGUCUUCGGGUUAUCCACAUGACUGAGCAUCCUAAUUACAAGUACCGUCCACGGCGAAGGAAACAAAACAAGACUAGACCGAACCAGCCAGCGGCACCAGCUAGCGCGCCUCCUGCUGCCUCCGCUGCAUUAGGAUCUCCGUACGCUACAGGAACGGAUUCCCCAGAUACUCGCUUUUCACAUAAUCCUGCUGCCGGCUUCUCUCCUUACCGCACCUCGCCCCUUGCCUCCGACUACCAGGCUAACCAGUAUAACGGACACGUUCAAACACCGGAGUCUUCACCAGCAAGAUCUCCAGAACCACAAGGCAGGAGAAGUGCGCCAGCUGAAGCUCCCCUUCCUACACCCGAUGCUUCUCCUGUCGAGAAUGAAAAAGAAAACUUCCAGUACGAAGAACGACGAAGAGCUAUAAAUGCUUCGUCGAUCUCGGACUCUUACUCCUAUAAAUUCAGAACCCCUGUUUCCUUUUCACCAGCACCUGUUGCUGCUAUGGGAAUGGCAAAUGGCAUGUACGUUAUGUGCACGCAAAGGACACUGGCCGAGCAGCCUCCGUUAGUAACGGGCACGUUCUUUCCGCCAGUAGCGACAUCUCAAGAUCAACAGACCCUCGGUAAUUCAGCUCCAAGGGUUUCUUCCGCACCAAGCGGUUCUCUGAACACAGAAUACAAUAUCCAGUAUCAUCCGUACGAACAAUAUGAACACAUGUACAAAACCGAGGACUCGUAUGUAUCGCAUUAUCCCGAACAGCCGAAAACAGAGUACGACGCGGGUGGUAAUUACUUCUCCGAGGAACCACCGUCGAACCAGCCACCUGAAUCGGAACAAGGAUUUAUGAGCGCACGUCCAGAAAUAAGAACUGGCUCACCCGAAUCAGAUGUAGAUGCUCGAGAGUUUGACAAGUACUUGGACUACGGGACAGAAGGAACAAUGGAACAACAUCAGCAAUAUAGAUAUGAACAACAAGGGUACAGACCUUAUUGCGGCGACCCCGCACCAGCAUUAGAAUAUUGUUCCGAAAGAAUGUACGCUUCGCCAUAUCCGACAGUUAUCGCUGGGGCUCCUCCGCCAGGAACUUAUGCGCCGCCUGCACCAGGUGCCGAGGUUCGGCCAGAAGAUGAAUUUAGUGUAAUCUUAGCUGGAGUAAGACAGACUUGUUACAGUAACUGACUAGACGGCUCGGACUCGGAAUAGGAAUAUUCAGGAUUUUCCCUGAUUAUAGCCCAAAGAGUUUUUUUUUUAAAUUGUUUAGUUAAAGGUUCUGCUGUAAACACGCUUAUGCAGCAAAUUAAGUGAUUUAAUUUUAUAUGUGAAGCAAGAAACAAAGCACACAAUAUUUUUGUGGCCGUAUUGGAACAUUUAGAUUAUGGAGUUUGAUAUGGUUAUUACAUGUUUGUUUGUUUUUCUUUUUAAUACAAAAGAUACAUGAAUUUAAUUGCUCUAUGAACGUCAUAAAUGCGCUACAAGCUGUAAAUUAAUUGUAGAUAAAUCAAUGAUAUUUAAUAAGUAUACUUUUGUACUGCACCACAAAAUAUUCGUUAGUCUUUCCAAGGUGAUGUAGUGUCUAUGAAUGAAGAGAGAUUUAAAAAAAUAGUUUACGAUAUUUGUGGCUGUCUGUGUCAAAUUAUGCUAAUUAUAACGUAGUAAGUUCGGCUUUUAAUUUCCAAACGAAACUAUCGUAUCUAUACUUUUAUCAAAUAUCAUUGUUUAUAGUUUGAUUUUCGCGCGUAAAACUAAUUUGUAUUUAGAAAUAAUUCUUUAAUGAAAUGUGUAUACAAUAUUUCACAUAUGUAUAUAUACGAAUGGUGCUGUCCAACGUCCU